This is a messenger RNA of Scomber japonicus (chub mackerel), 774 nucleotides long. RefSeq names its product potassium channel tetramerization domain containing 4 (gene kctd4). Gene Ontology annotation, molecular function: protein binding. The record is from RefSeq and is a predicted model, not a curated record. Bases 1 to 774 code for a protein of 257 amino acids. Gene Ontology annotation, biological process: protein homooligomerization. The transcript has a single exon. Lineage: Eukaryota; Metazoa; Chordata; Actinopteri; Scombriformes; Scombridae.
AUGGAAUGGAACCUCAGAAGGAUGGAAAGUGAACUGAGGCACAUCAACCCGGACCUGGUGCCCAGCAAGAGCUUCAAGAAGCCUUCUUCAGGCACCAUCACCCUCAAUGUAGGGGGCUUUCUGUACACUGCCCACCGGACCACCCUUGCCAAGCACCAGGGUUCCUUUCUGGAAGAGCUUGCUAACGGUAAGAAGCCGGUUCAGCACACCGACUCCAUGGGCAACCCAUUCAUUGACAGAGAUGGUCCAGUUUUUCGCCAUGUGCUGAACUACCUCCGAACUGGAGAGCUCCAGCUACCUGACGACUUCCGGGAGGCAGGGCUCCUCCGAAAGGAAGCCGAUUUUUACCGUCUGAGUGAACUGGUAGAAGCCAUAGUUGAGUGGGAAAGUCAGAGGGCAGCCCAGCGGGAAGUCGCAUUUUUGGAGGUGACAGAUAGCCACGAGAGGUCGCAGGGUCUCAAAGUGUACUGCAGUGAUGCCAUCUUCAUCGAUAAAGUCAAAGCGCGGCUGGUGCAGAUCUCCAAGAGUCGUCUGGACGGCUUUCCAGAAGAAUUUGUGGUGUCGUCCAAUGUGAUCCAGUUUCGACACUUCAUCAAGUCGGAGCCCGGCUCGCGGCUCGUCCUGAAGGAGGACAGCACAUUCUUGUGCACACUUGACUGUCUGAAACUAGAGACGGUGAUGCUAGCGCUGAGAUCAGGCUUCAAGCUGGCCACCAGCCUCGACAGCAGCAAAGGCUCCGUGGUGGCAGCUGAAGCACUGCAUUUUAUCAAGUAG